AUGGAAUCACUUUCUCCCCAUCAAAGUCAUAUGAGAAGAGUUUCUUAUUCUAGUUUGAACAAAGAUGAAGAAGAAUAUGAAGAAGAGGAAAACGAAGUUGAUUCUUUUCGAGAUGAGAACAUUGACUCAAGUUCUCAUGAAUCUAGAGCAUUGAAUGAAACUAAAAAGAAGCGCUCGAAUAAGGCAAAUUUAGUUUUUGAAGCUGAUGAAUGUGCUGGUCGUAUAGUUUGGGAAGAUAGUCAACAAUUCAUCACUAAGGGUGGGUAUGUAGUUAGAGAUCAUGCAAAAUUUGAUGGAACCACUUGGAAAAACCAAUCAGAUGUGUUGAAGUAUGACAUUAUCACUAAAUGCACGAUAUGA
Messenger RNA from Lactuca saligna, 360 nucleotides. The record is from the annotation of a GenBank genome assembly. NCBI's taxonomy places the organism in Eukaryota, Viridiplantae, Streptophyta, Magnoliopsida, Asterales, Asteraceae.